Cephus cinctus (wheat stem sawfly) is the source of this 2716-nucleotide messenger RNA. RefSeq names its product SET and MYND domain-containing protein 4. Lineage: Eukaryota; Metazoa; Arthropoda; Insecta; Hymenoptera; Cephidae. The record is from RefSeq and is a predicted model, not a curated record. Gene Ontology annotation, molecular function: protein binding. Bases 299 to 2182 code for a protein of 627 amino acids. The transcript is spliced from 5 exons.
GUAUGUACCUAGGGUUCCCUAGGGUGCGUUCUGAAACGUGAACUCUAGCAGUUAUAAGACUGGUUUGUGCCGGCGCAAUAAAAAGCAAGAUGGAACGAAAUUAGAUCUGCCCUGUGGAAAGUUUCAGAACACGCUGCCGAAUAGUUUUGUGUGCUCGACGUGGCGAGUGAUAAUUGAAUAAAGUAGUUUAGUGAUUAAGAAAUUAAUUAUAUGUCUAAAUUGUGUAUCUGGCAUUUCCUAACAGUACAUCUUUCACCAGAUAACAGUAUUAAGGAUUAUCAAGAAGUUAGCCCUAGUCAUGGAUGAAAUAUUAGCUGUUUUAAGCAGAAGAGUAACGAGUGCUAAUAAACAGCAUGAACUAGGAAGUAAGAUGGCUCAUAUAAAGAAUGAUGAUGAACGAGUCGAAUUUAUACUUACGCUAAUGAAAUCAUAUGGUGUAAUGCCUGAGGUUAUUUCUGAACCAAAAGAUAAUCAAAAGGCUAAAGAAUUGAGAGAACAGGGCAAUAAAAUAUUUGUUGAAAGUAAUCUUGGACCCAUGCAGUACAUUACGAUCCUUGAAAGGUAUUCCAAGAGUAUUGCAUAUGCAGAGAUCAAUUCUAGAGAACUUGCUCUUGCUUAUGCUAAUAGAUCUGCUGUCUUGGUUAGAGUAAAAAAGUAUGCUGAAUGUGUGAAGGACAUUGACAGAGCUUUAAGAUUAGACUAUCCUGAUGAUCUUAAGGCUAAAUUAUAUUUACGGAGGGUCGAGUGUCUUACUGCAUUACAAAGCCCGGAUAUGCAAGCAUCUUGUGAUGAAGCACAAGCUUGGUUGGAUAAGUUAUCUCUUGAUGAUCCAAUGAAAAAGAAAUUAAGUCAUAAAUUAAAUGUAUUGUAUGGCCUAAGGGAUAUUCUGGUAUCCCCAGAGGAAAAAGAAUAUCCUCUUCCAAUAUUAACGUCAAGAAAUCCAGAAGUUCCUUGUGCUGCUGAUUCAGUAGCUGUUAAAUAUAAUGAAAUGUAUGGCAGACAUGUGGUAGCUACUCGUGAUAUCAAACCAGGAGAAGUCCUGGCAAUAGAAAAACCUUAUACUAUGGUUUUAGCGCCAGAGAAUGCUUUCACGCAUUGUGCUAAUUGUCUGAAAAUAUCCUGGGCUAGUAUACCUUGUAAUUACUGUACCAAUGUUAUGUACUGCUCUACGGCUUGCAAAAAUGAUGCUUGGAAAACUUAUCAUGAUGUUGAGUGCCCAAUACUUGAUAGUUUAUUGGCUUUGAGAUACAGUUUGAUGAGUCUCUGUAGUUUGAAACUUGCGGUCAUGGCUGUGAGGCAGGCAAAUGGUUUUGAUGCUUUGAAAGCUGGAUUAAAAAAUAUUGAUGAAUGCACAGAUCCUAGAACAAUUGGCUUUUCCAAUGAUGGGAAAUUUUAUAGUAACACGUAUCAGAGUGUCUAUAGUUUGGUAACAAACAGUGACAAAAGAUCAGUAGCAGAUCUUGUUGGAAGAGGACUGAAUGCAGCCUUCCUCACUUUUUACUUGGCAACGAAUACCUCUUUCUUUGGUGAAAAGCUUCCACGCGAUUUAAUAGGGCUUUCAAAAAACAAAAAUGUUAUAUUUAUUGGAGGGUUGAUUUUAAGACAUCAGCAGAUGAUACCCAGUAAUAUACACUCUUUCACUGAGGAACGAGAUUUGGAAGCUGUUGAGCGUGGAGCAGCAGUAAUGCCAUUUUUGAGUUUACUGAAUCACUGCUGCGAUUCAAAAGUGACGAGAAACUCUACGGCAGAAUUUAUGGUUCUAUAUGCUUUACAACCUAUCAAGAAGGGCGAGCAGAUUUUCGAUAAUUACGGCGUACACUAUUCUUUAAUGCCACGAUUGGCAAGGCAGCGAAAACUUUUCAAACAGUUUUUUUUCAUGUGCGAUUGUGAAGCGUGCCUUAUGGACUGGGAAACGUAUAUGAAUCAGCCAGGAUAUCAUGAAGUGGUAUCGGAUAAAAAGAAACGGGCUAAGAUACGAAAGGCUUUACAGAAUCAUUCAAAGUACAUCGACCGCGUUACUGAUGGGAACAUCGACGACAAAAAUAUGUUACCCGAUUUGUUAAAAAUGAUUGAAGUUUUGGCUGAAAAUGUUCCGAUGCCUUGUAAGGAUAUGAGCGAGGUGGUUGAGACUGUGAAACGCGUUUAUGCACUAACGGGCAAUAAAUUUGAUGUGCCUAAAUAAGAUAUAAUCGUUUAAUAGAGCUGUAACUGGAUGCAUGUACACAACUGAUGUAUGUAUAAGAAAAAAGGAAAAAGUUGCCAUGCAUCCAUCUGGGGGUCGACUUUGUAACUCAAAUGUAGGGAAAAUCUGAAAAGUGAAUAGUUGUAAAUCAAUCGCUUAUUAGGUUCAAAAGAACAAGCACAGCGAUUGGCUAACAGCUAUUCACUUUUUGAAUUUUCACUACAUUUUAGUUACACAAUCGACCCCCUGUACAAGACACACUCAUGACAUAUUUCAUUUCAAAUAUUUAUUUUGACAGUAUUUUCUACAUUAAACUGAUACCAUCUUUCUAAACACUGUUGGUAAGAUAUUUGGUUAUAUAUAAAAAGGUGAAACAUUUGAUAUGUCACUUCAUAUAUAUGUAUACUUAAAGAAUGUUACAUGCCUGAAUGUUACUACUUUGUAAGUAUGUAUCAAUUACUGUUAUUUAAAAACAUGUAUGAUUCUUAUCUGUAUCAACAAUGUGUCAAAUACCACAUUUUUGUAGUGAUGUAA